Molecule: messenger RNA, 1647 nt
Organism: Phialemonium atrogriseum
Lineage: Eukaryota; Fungi; Ascomycota; Sordariomycetes; Cephalothecales; Cephalothecaceae
Product: chitinase
Exons: 1
Coding region: 483-1466 (327 amino acids)
Biological process (GO): carbohydrate metabolic process
Cellular component (GO): extracellular region
Molecular function (GO): chitinase activity
Source: RefSeq, a predicted model, not a curated record
GCCUAUUAUCUGGACGUAUAACAGUUGUUUGUUCCUAUUCUCAGAAGUGACAAUGUUAUUCCACCCAGCGAGUUGAGACACCAGGACCAAAGAUGCAGCGUGUUAAAGGCUUUUAUAGCCUCCUUUUCCCCAUCAAGAACAAGGCGAGCACUUACUCUGCCUAAGGAUUAGAUCUCAUGGUGAUAAUUUAGAACCGUGUGCUGAUUGUGGGCAUCGGCAUUGGUUCAAGAUCGUGGAGUCUACCGAGUAUAUGGCCUCAGGGGUUACCAGACUGCAAUGAAGGCCAGCUGGCACCAGCACUAUCCCGCAUCAGCCACCUGUCCCGCAAUUAGUGCUUUCAAGCGAACUUCCACCACUCCUCACAAGUUGAACUGCAACCUCCCCAGGAAUGGAAUUGAAUUCUGCAAAACCAAGUCUCUCGCUCUAAUCACCUGUCACUCAUUUGGGCAGUUCACGCGGCCCCGGCUCACCCUCCGUCCGCCAUGCCGCCCCUCCCACCAACGCCCCGCAUCAUCACGUAUUACCAAACCCACCAUGACCCUUCGGGCAAGCCCAUCAGCGUCCUCCCCCUGCUCACCGAGCCGGGGAUCGGCCUGACCCACCUGAUCCUCGCAGCCAUCCACAUCAACCAAGACCCGGCGGCCCUGACGCUCAACGACCACCCGCCCUCGCACCCGCGCUUCACCACCCUCUGGGCCGAGCUGCGCGUCCUCCAGGCCUCGGGCGUCAAGGUCCUGGGCAUGCUGGGCGGCGCCGCGCCGGGGACGUACGCUCGCCUGGACGGCGACCGGGCCGUCUUCGAGGCCUACUACGCGCCCGUGCGCGACCUGGUGCGGGCGCGCCGCCUCGACGGCCUCGACCUCGACGUCGAGGAGCCCAUGUCGCUGGGCGGCAUCGUGCGCCUGAUCGACCGCCUGCGGGCGGACUUUGGUCCCGCCUUCAUCAUCACCCUGGCGCCCGUGGCGGCGGCGCUGGUCACGCCCGCGAGGAACCUCAGCGGUUUCGCGUAUGGGGCGCUGGAGGCGCUGCGCGGGCGGGAGAUUGCCUGGUAUAAUGCGCAGUUCUAUUGCGGGUGGGGCGAUUGCAGUAAUACGCUCAUGUACGGGGCGCUGAUGGCUAUGGGAUGGCCUGCGCGCAAGGUCGUCGUUGGGGUCGUGACUAACCCGGAGAACGGCUCUGGCUACGUGCCGUGGGAUGUCCUGGCCUCGGUCAUUCCCGCGCUGGCGGACAGGUAUCCGGGGUUCGGGGGGGUCAUGGGCUGGGAGUACUUCAAUGGCUUGCCUGGCGGGAGGGAGAGGCCGUGGGAGUGGGCGGAGUUGAUGACUGCGCUGCUGAGGAGGAUGCCGCUCCCGGUGGAGGCUGUUGCGGCCAAGGCGGGUGUGCUUGCGGAUGAGGACGAGAUGGGAGGUGAUGCGCCGUUACCUCGAUCGUUCGAGUAUCACUCGGAUGGCCUGGACGGCGAAUGACAUUCUCUCGAAACGGGGCCGCCUGCCAGUAGUGAUGCCACGAGGCGAGGACCCAGACACAUACUCUCUGAAUUCCUACAAGAGGUAGAGUACCAUGAUUAGUGAGCUGGGUCAUGAUCCCAGGAGUCUGGCCUAGUCAACUAGGUCGAUGGUCUUCAACUGAUCAGGUUCCUACCCUAGC